GUUCUUUUCUGGCUGGUCCGCUCGCGUUGGUGAGCUCAAAAUGCUGGCUUCCUCCUCGCGCAUUUCCCUCAAGCGAGUCACAGGAGGUCUGCGCUCGUCGCCAGUGCAUAUAAAUGGCGCUGAAAAUGUUUCACGCGUAUUGAGUCAUGCUCAGCAUAGACAUUCCUCUACUGCGUCUUUGCAGCCCGCACCCCCACCAUCUGCAUCAACGCGGCUGCGACACAAGCCAUGGGGCUUUACACCCGACACCAAUUACCAAGGUACACAGAGGAGAAGUGCGAUUGCUCGGUGUCAGAGUGAAAUGGCCCGUCUGGGAGAAAUGGGACGGUUUGCCGAUUGCCUAAGGCUCUGCAAGUCGAUGAAGAAUCAAAAUAUACAACCGACGUUACUGAUAUAUAACUCUAUGCUUGCCGCCGGGUCUAGGGAUGGUUUCAUCACGGAGGCGUGGGGUAUUUUUGAGGAUAUGAUAUCCAUGGGCAUUCAGCCAGAUAGACAGUCAUUCCACCAUCUCAUUCAUGCAUCGAGGCAUCAGCCUUCACAGUAUAUGUGGGAUGUCCUACAUAAAAUGGAGGGAAUGGAUAUUUCACCCAACGAGCACACGUAUGGGCUCAUAAUCGAGCGGUUUACAGCAGCUAGCCAACUUGAGCUUGCAUUGCAGUUUAUGAACGAGAUGGGCAAUCGUGGAUUCCCUCCUGAGCUACCUACCGCUCAAAGCAUGAUUAAACUCGCUGCACAACAAAGCUUCCCAAGGCUUGCAUUAGAUCUCGCUGAAAACUUUGAGGCAACUUCUGUUCGAAGAUUGGAUACUGAGACGUGGAUGACUUGCUUACAUUCCUCAUCGGAAGUAUUAUAUGCUGAAGGUGUCUUGCGAUGUUGGCAGAAACUUGUUCAAGAACUGAAAGUUGUACCUGGCGAAGGUGCUUGCCUUGAAGUUUUACAAACGGCCGGCCGUCACGGGCUUCCAGACCUUGCCACCGAUGUCAUUCGUGUGCUCAGGAUGAUGGGAGUCGAGUGGCAAGAAUGGCAUUUUGCACCAUUAAUCGAGUCGUUUUGCAAAGUCCAAAAACUCAAGGAAGCGUUUGGCACGCUCGAUAUUAUGCGCAGCAAUGGGAUUCAUCCUGUAGCGGAAACGACUCAGCCCAUUUUCAAAGCGAUUGCCAAAGAUAUCGACAAUGUCGAUGGCGCAUGGGAAAUUCUGGACGAGCUACGCAACGAAGGGAAGGUGAUUGAUGCCACAGCCAUCAAUACUGUAAUCCAAGCUGCCAUCUCCCUCGGCGAUCUGCAGCGUGCAGUGGGAGCAUACAAGGCCUUUCCAGACUAUGGUAGUAAACCAAAUAUCGAGACCUUCAACUUACUCCUUUCUGGGUGUAUCGCAGCGAGCCAUCGCGAACUUGGCAACAGGCUUCUCCUCGAGCUCAAGGAAGCAUCCAUCAAACCUGAUGCGCGGACAUACGAGCGGAUUAUCAUUCUAUGCUUGACACAGGCAAGCUACGAGGAUGCAUUCUUCUACCUCGAGGAAAUGAAGGCGCAAAAAUUCCUACCCCCUAUCUCUGUCUAUGACUCCAUUAUCCGAACAUGUGUCGCUAAUGGGGAUGCACGAUAUUCGCUAGCGUUAGACGAGAUGAAGCAGUGCGGUUACGAAGUUUCUAGGGACCUACAACGCUUUAUCUCUUCAGGUGGCAAGUCAAAUGCAGAUAUAAUUCGCCAGGCUCGUAGGGAAGGGCAGCAGCAGAGUAGUUCGUGAUCGUCCGUCGGAAUCUCCAUCAUGCCCACUUUAUAGAAGUUGCGCUUGGGGCGGAUUCAUGCGUGCUUCCACUUAAAAUCGAUAUCAUCCAUUUAUAUAUUAGAAUCUAAUAUCUUGGGCCGUGGCCCCAUCCUAUCCCCACUCAUUCAAAUACUACUUUGAGCAAAACCAUGACU
Molecule: messenger RNA, 1920 nt
Organism: Serpula lacrymans var. lacrymans S7.9
Lineage: Eukaryota; Fungi; Basidiomycota; Agaricomycetes; Boletales; Serpulaceae
Exons: 4
Coding region: 41-1744 (567 amino acids)
Molecular function (GO): protein binding
Source: RefSeq, a predicted model, not a curated record